Mytilinidion resinicola is the source of this 2374-nucleotide messenger RNA. RefSeq lists its product as uncharacterized. NCBI's taxonomy places the organism in Eukaryota, Fungi, Ascomycota, Dothideomycetes, Mytilinidiales, Mytilinidiaceae. Gene Ontology annotation, cellular component: nucleus. Gene Ontology annotation, molecular function: protein heterodimerization activity; histone binding. The record is from RefSeq and is a predicted model, not a curated record. The transcript is spliced from 2 exons. Bases 19 to 1995 code for a protein of 658 amino acids.
CCCCACCCCGCCACCACCAUGGAGCAUCCGUCAAAACGGCCCCGGAUCGCUAUCCUGGAAGAGCCAGACUCUUCUUCCGAUCUCAAUCGUGACCGCUCCCGCAACGACAAUCGGCUGAAAGGCGCCUUUGAGAAUAUCUUUCUAAAAUACACAAAGGACUUCACCAAUGUCGGCGACGAGAUCGACUUGCAGACUGGCGAAAUCGUUGUGAACAAUGGCCACAUCUCGCGGAUGAGGAACGAGCAGGACGUGGGGGAGGGCGAUGCUGGUGCCAUCCUCAGAGCCUUCGCAGACGACAUGGCCGGCACAAUCAGCGACGGCGAUGACAUUGAGGAAUCACAGAGUGGAGACAUUGUAACUUCAGGACUCGAUCAAGGUGAUGAGAUCGAAGGCGCGGCGACCUGUGACGACGAUACCAAUUCAGAGGCCAUACAACCUACUGCUACCGGCGAAAGCAGUGCUCACAGCCGGAUGCAAGGGCCGUCGCAGGCCGGACAUACAACUCCCGUGGGACGACAACCGCCUGAAGCUGCAAUCGAGGCAUUAUCACGGGGCAUUGGGAUGCAGAUUGCGCAAUUCAUUACACAAUGGCAGCCUAGUCCAUCUGUCGUGAAUUCUCUCUGGAGUGCUCCGCCGUUACCUCAACGUACACCACGUCGGCGUGAUGCGUCUCAAUCGCUUUCUCGUUCUCUACUACGUCGACCCGUCUCGCCGCAAACCGGGAGCAUAUGGGCCGUCCCAGAUCCGACUACAGGAGUGCGCUCGAUCCGGCCAGUCCCUCGACGUGUGGUGACAGAGCGCCGCUUUCUUCACAGAGACAAUAGAUCACCUCACGUGGCCAGUCAUGAUGAAGACCCAGAAGACGCUAGCGACGAGGAAGAUGACGAGGAAGAGGGCAAGAAGCAGAAUUUCCCAACCUACCUAGACAGGUCUCGCCAAUACUCUGCGAACACAUCUGCUAAGAUGGCUCACAAAGGUCGGAAGUCUCGCUAUCAGUUUUCCGAUGAGGAUAAUGUUCUACUACUCGAGCUCAAGGAAGACCACCAAUUCCCAUGGGCGACAAUUUGCUCAUACUGGCCAGACCGGCCACCAUGGAUCGUCCAACACCACUAUCACAAACACCUGAAGAAUCAGAGCCCAGGCUCGGCAGAGUCAAUCAGCAGGCCACCCGAUCAAGUCGAAGACAAGUUGGCCGAGCCCGCAAUUAGCAAAGAAAGAUCCAUCUCGAGAGCUUCAGAGACCUCUCAAGUUUCAACACCCGGGAUAAGUAGGGAUUUCAGCGUCCCUAGUUCUCCGCUUCAAAUCCGCCAGCGCCCGUUCCGAAUGUCACAAUCGCAACGCCCUGUAGCUUCCCCACGGGAUACCACAGUCGAUUGUAUUUCUCCCGAAUUGGAGGACUGGAAUAUAGGUGCAUCAGCAGAUCAAGACACUGCGGACAUAUUGUCUGAGCAACUGGAAUCAUCGAAUGAGAACGAGUCGCCAGAAAUUCCGGACUCGCAGGAGUCGAUAAAAUCGCGUUCUUCUCCUAAGAUCUUGCCUCACGUUGAGUCCGUGAUUAUUCGAAGGACUCCCUCUGCUAGUAAGAAGGUUGUGGGACCUAGCGACAGGAAGUCGAUAAGCGGAAGGCUUUCAGGGCUUUCAUCUGGCAUAUCCAACGCUAGAACCUCGCUAGGAGGAUUCAAUCCGCGGUUGAUGGCAGCGACGCCACGGGCCGCAAAAACACCAAUAGUGGAACAGGAAUCGGAUGAGGAGCUUGAUGGCUCGCCUGCUUCAAAUCUCGUCAGCAUCAGUAGUAUUAUGGCCUCACCGAAGACGUCUAGCCAUCGAAAACAUUCGAGUGGUCGCUCUGGAUCGAAACCAAAAUACCGAAGAGUCUCGGAUGUGCGAGUUCCGUCCAAGCCUCAGCAUACACCGAGUCGAAGUUCCGGACUUAAACGCACUAUCGACAUGUACGAGGACGAGGACGAUUCUCUUGACGAGUUGACACUGGUGUAGCUGUAUGAUUUAAUCGAGUUGAUAGGCUGAGAAGGGUUAAUGUGUGUAGCGGUAUUCUAUUAUCAUCGACUAAAGUGACUUAGCGACGCAAUACCUAGAACAUCAAAAAAGAGAAAGAUAUCCUUCGACCUAAUCUUGAUGGCCCUGGUAGUUUUGCCCGUGACCCAAACUUUUCUGACCUACGCCUAAACAAGAGUGUAAGACAAUAUAUACACGAAACAAAGCAAGCAUUUAGAGCACCUUUCAAACCUUCAAAAAUAAUGCCAUCCGUUUGCCCUCGCUACAACGGUCGUCCGCCGAUGAAAUCGCUCCAUGGGCGCACCUCACUAGGGAUUCCAUCUCUGAGUGGUAGUUUCUCGCUCAUACAUUGAGCGAAGAG